Molecule: messenger RNA, 984 nt
Organism: Diorhabda sublineata
Lineage: Eukaryota; Metazoa; Arthropoda; Insecta; Coleoptera; Chrysomelidae
Exons: 6
Coding region: 12-923 (303 amino acids)
Cellular component (GO): membrane
Molecular function (GO): phosphatidylinositol bisphosphate binding
Source: RefSeq, a predicted model, not a curated record
GUUUUAAUACCAUGAAAUCUGAAACUGUACUAAUCACCGAUCGCGAUGAAAUUAGAAAAUUGUCCGGCAAAUCGAAAGAAUCCGUUUUUCGAGAUAUAAAAAUUAUUAAGGAAUGGUUGGAAACUCAAAAGCAUCUACCUGAAAUUCCAAGUGAUAAUUUGAUCGAAUUCUUUUUGAAUAAUUGUAAAUUCAGUAUAGAGAAAACGAAACAAAAUUUGGAUAUGUACUAUACGUUGAGAAAUCUUAUACCGGAUAUGUACCAAAACGUGAAUCCAUCUACACCAAAUUUAGAAGAAGUUUAUAAAAAAGUUUACAUGUUUCCUUUGCCACAAUUAACCCCAUCAAAGGAAAGAAUAAUUUUAUUCAGAUAUAAAGACGUGGAUGACAUCGUGGAUAUACGGAAAAUCUACGCUCAUUACCUCAAUAAUAUUUACGAAAUAAGAGCUCAAGAAGAUCUCACAAUGGGCGACAUUGUCCUAGCAGAUCUGAAGCACAUCAGCUUCGCCAUGGCGGCCAAAAACACACCCGUAAUUUUGAAACAAGUAGCUCUUGCCAUGGAGAAAGUACAUAGUCUGAGAAUGAAAGGAAUAUUUAUGUUUAACUGUCCAAAUUAUUUGACUAAUUUUUUGAAUCUAUUCAAAAGUUUCUUGAGCAGCAAGCUAAAUGAAAGAUUUCACGUAUAUCCAACGAUCGAAUCUAUUGGUAAACAUUUUCCAAUUGAUAUAUUACCAAGCGAUUUAGGUGGUCAAGAAAAAUCCUUAGAUGAACUGGAAGCAAUGUGGAAAGUCAAAUUUAUGGAAUACAAAGAUAGAUUUGACGAGUUAGAAAAAAUGGAAAUUAACGAAAAACUACGACCGGAAAAAUUGAAAAACGAUGAACUUUUGGGGUACUAUGGAAAUUUCAAAAAAAUAGACACCGAUUGAUGUUUGAAAUAUGUCAAAAACAUGUUAUACAUUUUCGUAAUAUACAUCUUUUUCUCCUUUA